CAAAAAUACUAUAGCUCGGCUUGUCGUCAGUCUAUCGUCGAGCAUCGUCAACAGCUGAUCUUGUGUAUAUACCGCGUGGUACCCAUAUUUUCUCUUAACCCAGUUAAAAUUGUAUUACCAGAAACAAGUUUGUUUCUUUUUUUGUUUAUUUUAAAAUAUUUAUUUAGAUAUAUAUGCAAAAUACAAAUAUCUAGAUCUAAAUGCAUAAACAGACACUCUCAUAUGAGUGAUCUUCACUUGAUCGUAAUACGUAAUAAUUUAUAAGAACGUCACGAAUUGUUUAACGUGAAUUAAAAAAGCCUUUUUUCCAACAAUGGCAAAAAUCCGUCCACUCAAUCCAGCUUUACAAAAAAUCGCAAUCACAGAACUCAAUGAAGAUCCAGACAACGUGACCAUGGAAAUUGCUUCAAUUCGUAAUUGGAUCAUUGAUCAACCCAAACUUGGAAAAUACCAAAUAUCGGAUCAAUUUAUUUUAAGUUUCCUUAGAGCAUGUAAAUACAAUCAUGAUACUGUUCAUAGAAAGCUACCAAAUUAUUUGAAUAUGAAAUCACUUUGUCCAGAAAUAUUGGCAAAUAGAAGAGCUGACGAAGAAAUGAUGGAUUUAGUUCGAACAGGUUUUCAUCUUCCACUAUCGAUGUCUUCAGAGAAAAACCAUUCACGUAUUCUAUUGUCACAACAUGGAAAAAUUGAUCUCAAAGAUCAUACAGUCUAUCAGGGUGUUAAGCUUUUGUACAUGGUUCUGGAAAUGAAUUUACUUGAAGAUGAUAAUACAGCAGUAGCUGGCAUUACCUGCAUUGAAGAUUUAUCAGGUCUCACAUUUGGUCAUGUGGUCUCUAUGAACCUCAUGGUGCUGAAGAGAAUGUUAGACUUUGUCAGAUGUGGAUUACCACAUCGAAUAAAAGGAGUACACAUUAUAAAUGCACCUUGGUUUGCAAAUGGAAUUUUCAAUGUUGUUCGAACGCUGCUUCCGGCAAAGAUAAAAAGUCGGUUUUACGUUCACAGUAAAAUUGAAGAUCUCUAUAAUCAUGUGUCACAAAAAAUGUUACCAGCUGAAUUUGGAGGAGAAAAUGAGACAAUCGAUGAUGUCAUAAAAACUUGGGAAAAGAAAAUGCAACAAUAUAGAGAAUAUUUCGAACAUGAUCUCCAAUUUGGAACUGGUUUUGAGCACGAAGUCUAAAUUUCAGAAUCAUACAGCAAAAGCCAAUAAGUCACAAAAGUUAUUAGUUUCUUUUUUUUUAAGUUUAUAAAAUUGUACUUAUAAAACAAUAAGAUAUUAAAUAAGUUGAUAUUAUAGUUAUUAUAAGAUAUUGGUUGAGUUAACUAUUUUUAUUAAAACUCAAAUUGUUAAGUUUUGGAAUUUAA
Episyrphus balteatus (marmalade hoverfly) is the source of this 1362-nucleotide messenger RNA. RefSeq names its product clavesin-2-like. Bases 314 to 1177 code for a protein of 287 amino acids. The record is from RefSeq and is a predicted model, not a curated record. Gene Ontology annotation, molecular function: phosphatidylinositol bisphosphate binding. The transcript has 4 exons. NCBI's taxonomy places the organism in Eukaryota, Metazoa, Arthropoda, Insecta, Diptera, Syrphidae. Gene Ontology annotation, cellular component: membrane.